AUGUCUGCUUCACUGAAUAAAAGAUUAUUUUAAUGUUAUUAAUUAUCAAAUUAUCUAACUAUCUAUUUAUCUAGAUUUAAUUAAGAGCAAAAACAAAUAAAUAAAUAAACAAACAAACAAAUAAAAUAAUAGCAAAAAUCAAACAAUUAAUUAAAUGUAAGUAGAAAAUAAAAAAAUAAGUUAAAGAAUGAACUAAAAAAUAUUAACUUUGUAAAGCAUUUUAUCAAUAAUAAUUCUCAAAUUUUGUAAUUGCAGUAAAAUAUUUAUAAUUUUAAGUACUUCUUAAUAAUAUUUAUAAUAUUUUAUAUAGUAAUUGAUUAUCCAGCAUUGACAAUAGAUGGUUUUAACAUUGCUAAGUUUAAAGAUGAUUACAAUUUGUUUGAUUGCACUUACUCUCAAGAUGAUACCUAAUUUUUUAGGUCUUAUUUAGGAUAAUUUACUUGCUAGAAUGAUGGAGUUAAAUCUAAAAAUAAUGCUUUAUUUAAAAUAGAUAUCCAAGUACCAUAUUAUAGAAGCUCAGUAUCAUUUGAUAUGAUAUAUAUGUAAGCUCUAAACAAUUAAAAAAUAGAAGUUAAAAUUGAUGACACAAGCUAAGUACCUAUAUUAUUUGAUUAGAAAAGUAAAUUAAUAGCUAAUUGUAAUAAAGCUAGCAAUAGAUUAUUAUAGGCAUUUGAUUAUAAAAAUUAUAUCUAAAAUUAAAGAUUCUUACAAAUAAACACAAAUCAAGAAAAAUCAUUUUCUAGUGAUGACCUGCUCAUCCAGCAAUAUUAUUCUGGAUAAUAUUCAUUCAAUGGUUAUACAAAGUAGAAAAUUGUAAGUUUUUAAGAGUAAUGCUAGGAUUAGAGCUAUUUUCGCCUAAUGUCACUUCAAAUUUCAUUAAAUACUUGUCAUCCUACUUGCUUUGAGUGUAGUGGGCCAAGCGAGUCUAAUUGCACGAAAUGUUAUGAAAAUAAUCCAUAAAGCGGAAAAUGCUCAUGUUCUGACCCUAAAAAGGUAUUAUAUAAAGGUUAGUGCUCUGAUUCAUGUGAUCAAUCUGAAUAUUGGUUCUAGUUUAAUAAUAUUUGCAUUUUUUCUAAAUAUUGCAGCCUUUGGGAUAGUUUUAAAGGAGUUUGUUUAAAAUGUGAGAAAAAUAUGCCAAUAUUCUAAGGUUAAUGCAUUGAAGAUUGUCCUACUUCUUAUACAAAAGCUAAUAUUUCAACUAGACCAUAUUGCUAAUUUAACAUAGAAGAUAUUUAAGGAGAAUUUCUUUUUCAAGGACUGAUCACAAAUGAUUUUUCGAUUUUAGAGAUACAAAAUCUUGGGUUUCAGUGGUCUGGAUUUAACUUCUAAAAUUAAUCAAAUGGUGGCAUAGUUUCUAAGUGCAAUACUUUCUAGCUCUUUGGGGGAUUUUUUUUAAAUGUAUUUAAAAGCGAAAUAUAAAUUUCUUUUACAAACAACAAAAAGUACAAAAAAUUUAAAUUAGCAUUCAAGUAUAUAGCAAUCGAUAUUCCUGAUUAAGCAGAAGACUUCACUAUCGCUAGUGUUUCUGUAAAUAAUGGGAAAAAAGUGGUUGAUGUUAAUUAUUAAAAAUCUUCUGACUAGAACUCUCCAAACAUUUGUGGAAUGAAUCAAAUUGAUAAAAUGGGAGAAUUUUUAGAUUCUUUUGACAUAGAUUCAAAAAGUGAAAGCACUCAAAUUAAGAUCACUAAUCUGUCUCCUUAAUCUUACUUUGGCAUAAGAGAAAUUUUUGCUUAUGCAUACAAUUGCGAAUUACCAAAAUGUAUCAGCUGUUUUAAUUAAAAUAUGUGCACUUAAUGUAUGGAAGGUUAUUAUACUGUUAAAGUCAAUAAUGAUAUGAGCUGUAAAAAAUGCUCUUCAAAUUGCUUAACUUGUAAGGAUUCUCCUACAUCCUGUGUUACCUGUGCUGUAAAUAUGUACUUAGAUAAAGGUGUUUGCAAAUGCAAUUAGAAUUAUCAGAUGGAUCCAAAUACUUAGAGGUGUUUUAAAUGCUAAGACUAAUAAAAAUGCUCAGUUUGCUUACCUGAAAACGAUAAUGCUUGCUCUGAAUGUUAAAAAGGCUUUUUUCUUCUAGGAUAGAAAUGUGUUGAUGAUUGUGGACCUAACUACUUUAAAAAUUCUUAAAGUAAAACUUGUGAUUAGUGUCCUUCAAACUGCAUAUAAUGCUUAGAUUAAAAUACAUGCAGAGAAUGUUCUAAAGGCUCUUUUAUUACUAUUAAUAAUUAGUGUACUAAGACUUGUCCAGAUGAAACAUACUAUCCUGAUCCUAAUAAAAAAAGAUGCAUUAAAUGUAAAGAUCCGCAAUGUUCAAGUUGCUAAUUAGGUGAUGAUAAAUGCUAAAAAUGUAACAAUCCUUUUAAUUUGAUGGUAAAUAUUUGCUAAUCUACAUGUGAUUAAGGAUUUGGACCUGAUGAAAACAGAAUAUGUAGAAAAUGUAGUGAAAUUUACAGUGGAUGCUCAAAAUGUACUUCAGGAUAGUGUAUUGAGUGUAAUAGUUCACAAUAUUUCUUAGAAGGUCAAAACGGAAAAUCUCCAUGCGUUGAUUCUUGCCCCUCAAAUUAUUACUCAAAUUCUAGCAAAGUUUGUAAAAAAUGUGAAAACUUAAAUUGUGAAGUUUGCAGUAGCAGCAAUCCAAAAACUUGUACGAAAUGUAAUUCCAAAUUACCCCUUAUGUAAAAUGGGGAUUGCGUGUAGAGUUGCGAUAUUUCAUAUUAUUAGCAGAAUUCGUCAACAUGUUAAUUGUGUAGUGCGUUAUUUUAAGGGUGUUUUAAAUGCACAUAAUAAAAUUGCUUAUCUUGUACUGAUAAAAGUCAAUAUUUAAUUUAAGAUUAAAAUAAAUGUUCAGCAAGUUGUAAUAUUGAUAAAUACUAUCCCGCAGUGACAGAUAAUUAGAAUCUUUGUUUGAAAUGCCCAAACGCAGUUUGUCUGAAAUGCGAUCCUAAUUCUCCUCAAAAUUGCACCUAGUGUCCAUAAAAUAUGCUUUUGCAAGAAAUUAAUUGCGUUCUCUCUUGUAGUGAAGGGUUUGUAAAGUCCCAGAAUAACGAAUGUCGUAAAUGCUCAGAUGUUUUCCCUAAAUCAAAUUGUGCAAAAUGCACUGCUACUCAAUGCACAGGAUGCUUAGAUGGAUAGUAUUUAUUAAGUGAAUAAUAAACUUGCUAUUCAAAUUGUCCUGAUGGUUACUUCUAAAAUACGAAGUCAAGUUAAUUAGUGUGUUCAUAAUGUCCUCAAAAAUGCUCAUUAUGUGACUCAAUUACUUGCUUUUAAUGUUAGGAGAAAGCAUUUAAACAUGAAAACAAAUGCUUAGACUAAUGUCCAGAAGGAUUUAUUUCUGAUGAUAAAUUCAUUUGUUAGACUUGCUCAAAUAAAUUUCCUAAUUGUUAAAAAUGCACAACGGACAAAUGUACUUAAUGCGCAAAUAACUUUUAUUUGAAUGUAUUAACUUAGAAUUGUGUCAACAAAUGCCCUGAUGGAAUGACUGAAAAUUCUGAUUCUGGGUAUUUAUAAUGCGUUUAGAGUUGCACUGUAAAAGAUUGCGCUAAGUGCGAUCAAAAUUAAAUCUGUUUGAAAUGUGAUAGUAAAUCUUCAAAUCCUCUUUUACAGUCUUAGAUAUGUGUAAAUUCAUGUUCAGCAGGUUUCUAUUAAGGACAAGCAGGCAGUGAAAACGCUUUUAACUGCUUAAAAUGUUCUGAUACAUACUCUAAUUGCGAGUCCUGCGACAGCUAAAAUUGCAUUUAGUGCUCAUCUUCUUAUCCUAUUUACGAUCCAAAUAAAAAAUCCUGCUUGAAUUAAUGUCCUGCAGGCUAUUAUGAAAAUUAAAAAACCUGCAAAAAAUGUUUAAGCCAAAAUUGCUAAAUUUGUGAUUAAUAAAACAGUAAUAAUUGUCUUUAGUGUAUCGAGAAUUCGAAUUUUUCAUUUCUUUCAAACGGCAAAUGUGUUGAUACAUGUCCUAGUGGGUAUGGACCUUAAAAUGGAGUUUGUUAAUAGUGCUCUAAAAUCUACUAAGAGUGUUAAGAUUGCAAUGCUACAGGAUGUAUUUCAUGCAAAAAUAAUCAGAAAUACCUUCAUAAGAAUCUUGGCUGCUUUACCUAGUGUGAAGAAGGAUAUUACAAUGACAGCUCUGGUUCAAUUAGAGAAUGUAAAAAAUGCUAAACAAAUAGUGACUGCAUUAUUUGCCAAGCUUCAAAUCCAACUCGUUGCUAAGUUUGUAAAUUGCCUUUGUUCAAUUAAGUUGGAGUAUGCUAAGAAAAAUGUGAUGAAGGAUAUUUAGUAAAUAAAGUUAGCUACAAAUGUAUGGAAAGAUGCGAUGUAGUUUAUCCAGGAUGCUUAGCAUGCAAUACGAUAGAUUUUUGUACUAAAUGCAUAGAUUCUAAUAAUUAUAUAUAAUCAGACAAAAAUUCUUGCAAACCAACCUGCGAUUUAGGAUCAGUUGGCACUAAAGAUCAAGAAGGAACAAAUGUUUGUUUAUCAUGCUAAGACCCUAACUGCAAUAAAUGCGACCCUGAAAACUAAUUUAAAUGCUUGGAAUGCUCUUCUAGGUACCAAUUAAUAAAAAUUUCUGAAAAUUCAGUGAAAUGUGUUAAAGAUUGUCCAGCAACUCACUUCAAAGAGCAGUAUAAAAACGUUUGCACUCUCUGUUAGAGUAAGUUUAAAAUGUGUGAACAAUGUGAUUCAAAUUAAUGCUAAAAAUGUUAAUUUGAGAAUCAAAUUUUGUUAUCUGAUCAAUCAGCUUGCGUCUUAACUUGUCCGCCAGGGUAAUUUGCUAGCAGCAUGCUAAUAAACGGAAACAAAAGGCUUAUUUGCAAGGCCUGUGAUAACAAAGAUUGUUCUACUUGUGAUCCAAUUAAUCCUUAAAACUGCCUUUCGUGCAGUAAUUCAAGUUAGUAUCUCUCCUCUAAUAAGUGUGUAGAUAAGUGUCCUGCAGAUUAAUAUAUCGACGAAGAAACAAUGUCUUGUUUAAAAACUUGCACGGGAGAUAAAAUACCUAAUUUAAAAAGCAAAAAAUGUGAGAUUUGCAAAGAUAUUGUUUUCAAUGGAACUUGUGUUAAUGAAUGUCCAAAAGGGCUUCUUGCUUAAAAUAAGUCCUGUGUCAGUUGUGAUAAAGCAUUUAAUAUUUAUUGCAUAGAAUGUUCAACUAACUCUUCAGGUGUAUAAACUUGUGAUAAGUGUUCUUAAAAGAAAUUGUUAUUUAAUAACACCUGUGUAGAUAGUUGUCCUGAUGGGUAUAUAGCUAAUUCUUAAAACAUGAUUUGUGAAUAAAUAAAAGAUUGUGAGAAAGGCACUUAUUUAGAUAAAAACGCUAAUUAAUGCUUGAAAUGUAAACAAAAUUGUUAAGAAUGUUCAGAUUCUUAGACUUGCAAGAAUUGUCAAGAUGGAUUUGUUUUAGUUAAAGAGAGUCAAGAGUGUGCUGUGUAAUGUCCGAAUGAUAAUUAUUAAGAAGAUUAAGUCUGCUUAAAAUGCCCAAGCAACUGUUUGAGUUGUACUUAAAAAGAUUAAUGCACAUAAUGCUAAAAAUAAUUCUUUUUCUAAGAAGGAUUGUGUGUUGAUUAGUGUAAGAACAAAUUUGUCAAAUUAGAAGAUCGCUGUGUUGAGAGUUGCCCAAAAGAAUACUCAUUGGAUAAAGAUUUAAAUUAAUGUAUGAAAUGUCCUAAAAAUUGCUCUGAAUGCAAUCAAAAGCUUGAAUGCUAGAAAUGCAAAGAUAAUUAUUUGUUAUAACAAUAUUUAUGUGUAGAAUAAUGCUCUUAUGGUUAUUAAGAAAAUAAAUAAGAUAAAACAUGUGAGCAAAUUAUAAAAUGCCCAUCAGGAAAAUUUUUAGAUUAAGAUAGUAAAGAAUGCUAAUCUUGUAGUGUUAACUGUUUGGAGUGUUUCAAUUAAACCUAAUGUAUUACAUGUGAAGAUGGAUUUUACUUUGUAAAAAGUACUUAAUAAUGCUCAAAACCAUGCCCUGAAAAUACAUAUGUUUAAAAUUAAUAAUGCAUCAAUUGUCCAUAAAAUUGCUAAAAUUGUAAAGAUUCUGAUUUUUGUGAUUCCUGCUAAAACUCCUUUUUUAAAUAUAAAGGAAAAUGCUUUGAUAAAUGUGAAAAGCCACUUAAGCAGCUAAAUAAUGAAUGUGUUGAAGAAUGUCCUGAUGGAUAUUCUUAUGACAUUGAUUCUAAUUUAUGCUACAAAUGCCCAGAAAAUUGUAAAGAUUGUAACAUAAAUCUUGAUUGCUUAAAAUGUAAAAUUGACUUCUUACUUUAAUCAAAAACAUGUGUAAAAGAAUGUUCCAAAGGGUAUAAGGAGAAUAAGUAACUUUAAACGUGUGAAGAAGUUAUUGAUUGUCCUAAAGGAACAUUUUUAGAUGAAAAAACAAACUCUUGCUUAAAAUGUAUUCCUAAUUGUGAAGAGUGCAAGGAUAAUUCUCAAUGUCUUAUUUGUAAAUAAAGAUUUUUCCUAAUCAAAAGCACUUCAUAAUGUUCUGAUAGUUGCCCAGAAAAAACUUACAUUUAUGGAAAUUUGUGUUUAAAUUGCCCAGAAAAUUGCUUAUUUUGUAAGAAUAAAGACAUGUGCGAUAAAUGCCUUGAAGGAUAUUUUGCAUUCAAAGGAAAUUGUUUAGAUAAAUGUGAAAACCCUUUAAUAUAAUUUAAUAACGAGUGUAUUGAGCGUUGUCCUGAAGGAUAUUCAAAGGAUAAUGAUUCUAAUUCAUGCAUUAAAUGCCAAGAAAACUGCAUUGAAUGUAACAAAAACCUUGAAUGUACCAAAUGCAAAAAUGAUCUCUUACUCGAAUCAAAUGUAUGUGUUAAAGAAUGCUCAUAAGGAUAUAAGGAGAAUAAAUAACAAUAAAAAUGUGAAAAAAUCACUUCUUGUCCUAAAGGAACAUUUUUAGAUGAAAAAACAAAUACUUGCUCAAAUUGUGGUUCUAAUUGUGAAGAAUGUAAAGACGAAUCUCAAUGUGUAUCUUGUUAAUAAGAAUUUUUGUUAAUCAAAAGUACUUCAUAAUGUUCUGAUAGUUGCCCAGAAAAAACAUACAGUGAUGGGAAAUUGUGUUUAAAUUGCCCAUAAAAUUGCUUAGAUUGUAAGGAUAAAGGUAUUUGUAAUAAAUGCUAAUAAGGAUAUUUUGCAUUCAAAGGAAAUUGUUUGGAUAAAUGCGAAAAACCAUUAAUACAAUUUAAUAGUGAAUGUGUUGAUAUUUGUCCUCAAGGAUAUUCAAAAGAUAAUGAUUCCAAUACAUGCAUCAAAUGCUAAGAAAACUGUACUGAGUGUAACAAAAACCUUGAAUGCUUCAAAUGCAAAAACGAUCUCUUACUAUAGUAAAAAGCUUGUGUAACUGAAUGCUCAAAAGGAUAUAAAGAAAAUAAAUAAAAUCAUGAAUGCGAGUAAAUAACGGAUUGUCCUUUAGGUAAUUAUUUAGACUAAAACACCAAAAUUUGUCAGAAAUGUAGUACUAACUGCUAAGAUUGCUUUGAAUCACCUACCACUUGUACAUCUUGCAAGAAUCUAUUUUUAAUGAUUAAGGACUCCUAAAUAUGUGUUGAUAAAUGUCCAAAAAAUAUGUAUCAAAGUGGAAAACUUUGCUUAAAAUGUCCUGAAAACUGCAAAGAUUGUGAUUUAUUUGGAAAUUGUUAAAAUUGCGAAGAAGGUCAUUAUCAAUAUUAAGGUAAAUGCCUUGAUUAAUGCAAGACACCUUUGAUUGUUAAAGGUUAAAGCUGUGUAGAAAAAUGCCCUGAAGGUUUUUCGCACAACAUAUAAAAAAAUGAAUGCAUUGAAUGUAAAUAAAAUUGCUUAGAUUGUGAUUAAAAUUCUUUAUGCACAAGAUGUAAAUAGGAUUAUUUAAUUUAAUAAGGCCUUUGUGUUCCUAAUUGCGAAAAAGGGUAUUUUAAGUAAGGUAAUAAUUGUUAGAAAUGUAGCUCUAAUUGCUUAAGUUGUGAUAUUUCAGAAGAUUCAUGUAUUGAAUGCAAUACAAGUUAAGGUAUUUAUAAAGUUGGCAAAGAAUGUAAACAUUGCUAUGGAAUUCAAGGUGUGGAAUACUCUGAGAAAUCAAAGCAAUGUGUAGAAUUAUGUGGUAAGGGAUUUGUUAUAAAACCAGAUAUUUUAAAGAAAUACUAAAUAUCUUCUAAAAUCUAAUGUGAUUUAGGUGAUUCUGAAAGCAAAAAUGGAUGCACUGAACAAUGCAUAAUAAAAUAAGGCUAUGAGUGCAAGAAAUACUUUGAAGAUUAAUUUAUAUUGAAACAAACAUGUAAAAUAAAAUCAGAUGGACCUUCUCCUCAACUAAAUUUAGUAGAAAUCUAAAAAGCUGAUGAUGGUUAUUAAAUAAUUUGCUAAGUUUAAUUUGAUAGACAUGUUAAAGUUUCGAACUACUCAGAGUGGAGACUUCAAAUGUAAAAUAAGUUAGGAUAGGAUCUUCAAUUUAAUUACAAGAUUUCUCCUUUAUACAACUAAACUGAUUAAUUGUUAAAACAUAAAUUUAACAUCUUUAUAAAAAUGCAAGAAAACUUUUAGAAUUCAACUUUAACUUUGCAUUUCCCAAACGAAGAUUCUGUGAAGGACAUUAAUGAACAAAGCUUAAUAAAAUUAUAAGCUAAUUUAGAAUUAUAAUUAAAUGAAAACUAUAAAGAUGAUUAUUUAGAAGAUGAAAUGAAGAAAAAUAAAAAAUAAUAAAGCACUAUUUCUAUUUCUCUUGGUUCUAUCUCAUUAAGCUGCACUCUUUUGAUGAUUUUUAUAACUAAGUUUUAUGAUUUUGUUAGCAUUUUCGAUAUCCUGUAAGUUAUAAACUACUUAAUUUACCUAAAUGUCAAUAUACCUAAUUUAGCAUACCAAACAAUGAGAGUUUUUGAUUUUGCCAAUUUUGAAAUAAUUCCAAAUAAACACAAGUCUGAAUCAAGUGCUCCAGUUCAAUUCUAAAUUGAAAAUUAUGACACAUUUUUCUUUUCAAACAUGAUACAAGUUGCUGCUAUUUGGGGUUUCAGCAUCUUCAUAUAUUUGAUCUCUAAAUUAAUUGUCAAGUAUGUUAGAAUCUAAUUCCUUCAAUUUAUAUUUAGACCUUAUGAAAGAAAAUUUAAAUAUUUCAUCAUAGUUGGAAUAGCAUUUUUAACUAGUCAUGACAUAAUACUAGCUUCUCUUUUGCAGCUAUAUGAAACAAACUUAACUAAUAUCUAGAUACUUGGUGUUAUUUUUUCUGUAGCAAGCUUGCUAUUUAUAUCAGGUCUCAUUAUUCUAUCAACUUAAUCACACCACUUGACAAGAUAUCCUUCAUUACAAAUGAGUGAUUAAAACUCUUAAAAGCAUUCAUUUUUGCUGUAAAACCUAAAACCUCAUAAAAGCAUUUACAAUACUUUUCUGAUAGCGAGAAAAAUAGUGUUUAUUAUAUCUUUGAUAUACUUCAGAUCUCCUAUUUAACAAUGCAUGAUCAUACAUUUCAUAUUUGGAUUAGAGUUGAUAGUACUCGUUUAAUUCUAACCAUUUACCUUAAAAACAGAUAACAAUAUUCAAGUUAUAUGCAAAGGAUUGCUAAUAUUUUCAAUUACUAUAAUUACAUUCAUAGCUUACUAAAGUUAAGUUAACACAGAAAUAAAUGAAAAUCUUAAUGCCAUACUAGGAGUAGCUCUCUCAGUGAUAUUUACAAUUAUUUUCCUCAUACAAUUUUUAAGUGUAGUCAUCAAAGCUAUAAUCAAGUUCAGAUCUAAUACUUUCAGCUAAAAGUUUAUUAAUAAAAUAUGA
This is a messenger RNA of Tetrahymena thermophila SB210, 9690 nucleotides long. RefSeq lists its product as hypothetical. The transcript has 4 exons. NCBI's taxonomy places the organism in Eukaryota, Ciliophora, Oligohymenophorea, Hymenostomatida, Tetrahymenidae. The record is from RefSeq and is a predicted model, not a curated record.